GCCCCUUUGCAAGCGGAAGCCCCGCCCUCUUUCCCAUCAUGGCUCCUGCGGCGGACAGGCAGGGUUACUGGGGCACUCCGACCUCAACGUUGGACUGGUGCGAGGAGAAUUAUGUCGUCUCAUUUUAUAUCGCGGAAUUCUGGAACACAGUCAGUAACCUGAUAAUGAUCCUUCCUCCCAUUUAUGGGGCGUUACAAACGUUUAAAAACGGACUUGAGGUCCGCUACAUGUUGUCCUUUUUAGGACUUGCGGCUGUUGGCGUUGGUUCUUGGUGCUUCCACAUGACACUACAGUAUGAAAUGCAGUUGCUAGAUGAGCUGCCGAUGAUCUACAGCUGCUGUGUCUUCGUUUACUGUUUAUAUGAAUGCUUCAAGCAAGAAAAUGCCGUUAACUAUUUGCAAAUUGCACUCCUCCUCUUCUUCAGUAUUAUAGUCAGUGUGGUGUAUUUGCAGUGGAAGGAGCCGGUAUUUCAUCAGGUCAUGUAUGCUGUGCUGGUGGCUUUCUUAGUGUUUCGGUCUGUUUUCAUAGUCACAUGGGUGUAUCCGUGGCUGCGUGCGCUGUGCUACACGUCGUUAUCCAUCUUCCUGUUGGGAUUUGUUUUAUGGAACAUUGAUAAUAUAGUCUGUGACUCUUUAAGAGCCACGCGACAGAGGCUGCCUCCUGUAGUCGGAGCAGUGACGCAGCUCCAUGCAUGGUGGCACAUCCUGACAGGACUCGGCUCCUACCUGCACAUACUCCUCAGCCUCCAGAUUCGGACAACCUACCUCAAGUACAGACCGAAAGUAAAGUUUCUGUGUGGCCUUUGGCCCGUGCUGCAUGUCGAGUCCCAGAAGAUGAGUUGAAGGUGCGUCGAGGGGAUGCACUUGGCGGCGGAUCACAGAGCUCGGACGCUGCGAAGCCCAGCCACUUGCCUCCAGCCCAGUCGGGGAAGUGAGCAGCAGCUGGACGUACCCACAAUCCCCUACUUCGGUUUGCUGAUUGUAGUUUGGAAAGACUUUCCCUGCUGCGGGAAAGGCUCCGGUUGUGUUGAUUAAUCACUGAUUAGAUCAGAGCUUUGGGGAAGGAGACAGCACACAUGCUUUAUUUUUGCACACCACUGACAUAUUUUACCAUCCGCUGCCACACACACUCAUGAGGGACUAACCCUACACUCACACUAGCGAGCAACAAAACAAAACAAAAUGUGCGAAACAAAUGUAUGUGCAGACAUUACGAUAGAAAAAUAAAGCUUGAAAGGAAGUAGCAGAGAUUGGUUGUGCCUCUGGUGAGUGCACUUUGCUAGUGCAGUUGGCUUGCUUUGCUAAUCUGCCAGUGACACUAGUAUAAAGCUUAGCAUGUAACAUGUAAAUCAAACUGCAUAAAAAAAUGAUGUGUAUAAAUCAUAUAGUGGGAUGUAGAUUAUUCAUUUUGGUGUCUAUCAUUUCUCAUUGGAACUAAAGAGACUUGUUGCUCGCUAGUAUGAGCUUAGAAUCAGUGGGUAGUGGAUGGAGAUGUCAGUGUGUGAUUUUAUUUUAUUUUUAAUAUAUCUACAUAGGAAUGAUGCAAAAACUUAUGAUUGGCAAUCAAUAUCAAUCAAUAAUAUCUAAUCAUUAUCCGCCUAAUCACUAAUAUAUCUUUCAGCUGUACUGCAUAAUCAUGCUACAUCACUAUUUUUUAAAAAUAAGAAUCAUGUUUUGUUUCAUGGUCUCCUUUAUGGCUGUCUUUGUGAUUUAGUUUAAGCCGUCUAGCGUUUUUUUUUUUUUAAAGGAUUAUAGGGGCUUGAGAUUGGGGAGAGCUUCACGGUAAUAAUAUGGAAAAAGUCAGACUGAAAUCUGGAAAUCAACUGCAAUUGAUUUUUUGUAAUUUAUUUAUUUAUUUUUUUUUGAGAAACAAAACUGUAUUAGAUGUUUCUUUUGGGUACUGGAUCCUCAUCUUUGAAGGAAUUGACUGAAUGCAUUAAUUUCACAUUGUGCUACUGUGCAGAAAUACUGUAAGCUACUUUGGUAGUGUUUUCUUAACGAAUGUAAGGGCUUUUGUUUUAUUUCGGUUAGGGAUGCAUCGGUACUGAUAUUGGUAGCAGGUAUCAGUCAGAUAUAGAUUUAUUCAUAAAAAAUCAGCUGGCGUGGUCGUUUAAAAUGAGCGCAAGGUGGUGUGAAUUAUGCAGUCAGGAAGGUAUUCAUAUGAGAGCACUUCAUUUCUGUGAGCACUGAGACACGCCUUCUUUCCCCUCAGUCAUCAGCACCUACACUUUGCACAAGUCAAGGUGCAAUUCACGGCUCUUGUUUUUAAUGACCACGUCUGCUGAUGCUACACUGUUACGCCUUUACAAUCUGUAUUAAUGAGAUGCCAUAGCAUCUUAAACUUUAAACUCAGCACAAAGAAUUCAUUUCAAAAAGCACACAGCCGCAACCAACGUAAACAGAGCUGAAUAAAAUGUUCCCUGACUCCCCUGAUGGAGCAGUACUAAGUGGGGUACUCAUUUCAUUUUCAGUAUUGAGUAUUCAAACUCUUUCUCUGUGUGGAAAAAAAUGGUAUCGAUGCAUCCCUAAUUUCAGCCUGUGAUGUUUUUUGCUUCUAAUCUGUGAUGACUGUCAUUAGUUUUUCUGUAAUAAUUAUCGUUAUUUUUAAUUUUUAUGCACUAUUCAUUCCCAUCAUGAAGAAUAAUUAGAGUUUAUUGUCCUUCUAAACUCUAAUUAUAUAAUAUAUAAUCUAUUAUAUAAAUAAGGAAGGAUUUUAUGAAGGAAUGAUUACCAGUGAAGUGACGUGUAAUUGCCGUGGGAAAAGCAGACAAAUUAAGAAAUCUAUCCAUUUCAUCAUUCUUCUAAAUACUAAGGAGCACAUGAUAUCAUUUGGAAAGUAAUUUAGGAAAGGAGUCAUUUGUCAAUUGUCAGUUCUCUACUCUAUGCACAAACAUCAUUUGCUAUUUUUAUAUUUUGGGAAUCCUGACCCACCAUGAGCUGCACAUCUAAAGGGAAUCAUGUUUAAUCUCACUUUCCUGAGUAGCACAGAGCUUCAAAAGCACUAACUGCACGGUGCCUGUUCGUACAGCAGGCUCCCGUCUUACCUCCUGCUGAAAUCACGUUCAGUUACUUGAACUACCAGUGUGAAUCGUUGGAAAUUGUGGAAUAGAUAUAUAUAAUGUCUACGUUUUUGUACUCGUACAGUGAAUAUUGUUACCAUGGUGUGUUACGUGUAUUCAUCUGUGUGUCACUAUGUCACUAUAUGAAGCUGCAGUGUAACAUAGAACAUUUAUUCCAACUGAAUUGCUGCUUUGGUUAGAGUGGACCUGCUGAUAUCAAGGGUGCCUUAGAUUUAGUCCUAGUGGUAUAUUACCACUAGCACUUUAUGUUACCAUAUAUUACCUUACCUUGAUGUCUUGGAUGUCAAAUGUUAGUUUUCGUAUGUGUUAUUCUCAUCCUCCUGGUGGUGAUGUCGUAUAAGGCAAAAUGAACAAACAACGAAUUACUGCCAAUACUGUUUUUGUGCCAUCUUGUGACCACCUUAUUUCCUUCCGUAAAAUCACUGAACGUAUCAUGUUGAAACCACUGCACAAGUUCCUGUCUGGAAGCAUUACAUGUUUCCUGCAACUGCUGAUUGUUGAGUCAUUUCAGAAUUAUGUAAUUAAAGUUGGUGUAGUAAUAUU
This is a messenger RNA of Pangasianodon hypophthalmus (striped catfish), 3622 nucleotides long. RefSeq names its product alkaline ceramidase 3 (gene acer3). Gene Ontology annotation, cellular component: endoplasmic reticulum membrane. Gene Ontology annotation, biological process: phytosphingosine biosynthetic process; ceramide metabolic process. The record is from RefSeq and is a predicted model, not a curated record. NCBI's taxonomy places the organism in Eukaryota, Metazoa, Chordata, Actinopteri, Siluriformes, Pangasiidae. The transcript has 11 exons. The coding region runs from base 39 to 842 and encodes 267 amino acids.